CUGCGGGAAUUGAUAACCUGUCGUCUUCGUUAGGAUCUUCGUCUAUUGUGUCAUGAGAUGGACUCCUCAAAGAAUAUCUCGUUGAAAGGCUACUGGCACGUGAGUCGAGAAAAGAUCUGCCAGACCGAGAAAAUGGUGAGUUAGGUGGUGUUGCCAGUGAUGUCCUUUCUGUCCUUGAAGAUGUUGUGUCGCCGUUAUAGGUGGUGGUUAAAGACAACGAGUCGGCGAGAUGUGAAUACAGACGGUUCUUUGAUUUAUCCUUGCUCCAAGCCAAGGAUAAAGUCGGAACAUCCUGUUCAUCGACAAAUUCAGAUGCUUUCAUAAGGUUCUUCUUAUACUGCCCAAAUGCCUGAAGAUAGAACGUUACCAUCAAAAUGAGAAAGGAUCCAAGCGUGAUGAUGACAUUCCCGGGCAAGGCAGCCUGUAUUCGAUUACACUGGGCUGCAGUUGGCUCAACGAUGCCCAUCGAGGUUAAUAGGUCGAAUAUUCCCGUCAUUAUCAAACAAUAGAGAUGGAUUGAAUACGAAAUAAUCGAUCCAAGCUGCCAAACACCAAUACAAACUGAUAUGAAAUAUAUUUCCAUGUGUUGCCAUUUAUAUAGACGGAAAUAAGAUGGCAAACCACAUCCUUCAUGCCCAUAAGAGGGUACUUGCUCCGGAUUAUUCGUUCUCUUCCGCCGCUGCUUUAUUUUCUUUCGAAUGAAGUGAAAUGCUUUGAUUAAAAAUGUGGAUGAAAUUGAUAUACCCGCAGCAAAUAAUACGAGGCCUAAACCAAUGUAAUCAGCCUUAGUUUUCAUCACAAAUCUGGCCUUGAGAAGAAUGCCACUGAUGACCAAAAAUACCCCGUAUUCUGAGACGGCCUCGUUGUAUGUAUAGUCGGAUUCCAAAGCUAUUCCUCCAAAGGAGGUUACAUCGAAGGCGAUUGCUGGAACGAAGAUACACCCUACAAUGAAUACAAGUAAAAUUGUGACCCCACCGAGGAUCGCUCCGAGCUGGCCCCACCGAUACAUUCCCCAAGACUUUGGUUUGAUAUCUGAUGCAUUGCAUGGUAUUUUUGACAAAAACUUCCAAGUUGAUUUCGAGGCAGCUUGUGAUUCGUCGCUCAUAUCUCUAUCUGCGAUCUCGAUUAGUGGACCAUCAGAGCUAAGAGGAUCAUUUCCAGUCGAUUCUUGUUCUGUAACAAUUUGUGAUAGACUCACAUUGCCUUCAAUAUCCUGACGAAUACUAACUGCUUUGUUUACAGCUUUUUCGUGGUAUUCAAGAAGAAACUGAGAACUUACCCGCGACAUCCUUUGAGCGACAAUCAUACAAUAGCACCCAGCUUUUGGGAGAACAAUCGCUUUUAACGCAUAGUACACGUCGUCUCCAUUGUUAGGCGUAUCUCUUCCACCGAUGAAUACAAGAAAGAUUGCGAACCCAAUAAUCAAAGUGAAGAUGUCAAUGACACUUAGUCUCGCCAGCGCAUCUAACCACAAAAGCACAGUGCCUCUUCGUUUGACACCGAGGUACUUUGGUGGAACCAUCCAAAUCACCAAAGAUAAGAAAAGCUUAAUGUAGGGCCAGAUGCCAGCGAAUGCCCAUAUCAAAACGAUCAUUUCAGCACCGCCGUUUUUAUACGUGUUCCAUGUAGAACUCAAAAAUCUGAAUUCGAGAAAAUUUUGUAUUGUGAAAGAUUGACCGGCAAGCGUGACAUCAAGAUUUACGACGGAAAGAAUUCCGAAGUGUCCUCCAAGAUAUAAUCCGACAUUCAACAUGAUCAAAAUUGGGACGCUCCAUCGAACAGAUUUGGGAAUGGAGGUACUUCUGAACAGCGAAGAAGUGUUUGCAUCUAACCAGUCUUCUAUAGCACGUUCUUUCUCUUGUUGACAAUCUAAGAAAAAACGACCUUCGUUCGACAAUGAUUGCGUCCAUUUCUUAUUCCUACGGGCAAGUAAUAACUUCCCGUAAAGCCCAAAAAUGAUUAAACAACUUGCAACGACAGAGUUGGCAAUACUGAAGUACAUCGGAUUCUGUUUUUCUUCCGAGCGAACGAAGCCGAAUGCAGCGUCCGUAAAUAAAGCAGAAUCAGAUUUAUUGAUUGAUUCGUAACUUGGAUCGAACUCAGGUCGGUGUGGACAACGCUUCUUGGACUCAGCAACAAUAUCGUUCAAAAAUGUUUGUAAAAAUCCAGACUCCAUUAGGCUGCUGGUCUGCUCCCGGACCGCAGCUGUUAUAUCUUGCGGUUCGUAGAGAGAUAAGAGUAGUUUAUCGAAGUCGGGGCUUGUGCAAGAUUUGCAAGAAAUUUCUAUAUCAAACUCACCAGUAGAAUAGCUCUGGUCGAAUAAUUGAAGUCCCUGAAAUGAUUCUCCUUCCCCAGAUGUUGGCAAAAUAGUCGAAGCCCAACAAAAGCUAUCCGUCAAGUCUUCCAGUGGAAAGGCAGAAAUAGAAUUUUCUAGAACUCGGAGUAGGAUUGAGGUCUGGACAGUUACAUCUUCUAUCAAAAAUGAAACAAAUAUUUCAUUGUGAAUCUUCAUUUCGGCACCAUCGUCUAAUGAAAUUGAGACCGUACCCUGAAAACGCAGUGGUUUCUCGUCGACUCCAAACGAAAGUUUGUUAUCUAAAACAUUUGCAUAGCCACUUACUGGCCGGAAGAAAUAAAGUGGAUCACCGACACUAUCGAGAUUUUCCAAGACGACAUCCGAUAUUUUUAUUUUGAAAUCUGCUUGAAGUCCCGCAAUUUGUACCACAGAUUCUGUGUCGAGGGCUGUGCCCGCUAUCUCGACCAUGCCUGUGGUGUUGGACUGUUGCUUAGUGAGCUUUUUAAGCCAAUCAUUGAUGACGGGUCUAUUUGAUGCCCCGGUCUGCAUGACUUCUUUGUCCAAUACAUCAUAUGCAAUUUGGAAUACAUUGCCGUAACGUGAAAUAUUGCUCCCGCCGAGUUGCUGUGACUCACUGGCUGACAAGAACAAAUCGCGGAAGUCGAUGAGACCAUCGAUAGGAUAUUCUGGAGGAGGUAAGCAUUUGCUUGCUGUCGAUUCCAAAAUGCUAGGAAUUAAAGCGUUAACAAUCUC
Pseudo-nitzschia multistriata is the source of this 3049-nucleotide messenger RNA. Lineage: Eukaryota; Bacillariophyta; Bacillariophyceae; Bacillariales; Bacillariaceae. The record is from the annotation of a GenBank genome assembly.